Molecule: messenger RNA, 144 nt
Organism: Fusarium venenatum
Lineage: Eukaryota; Fungi; Ascomycota; Sordariomycetes; Hypocreales; Nectriaceae
Source: RefSeq, a predicted model, not a curated record
AUGUCCAUGGUCCGACAGAGUUAUCCAAUCAUAAGUCAUCGUGCACGGGCCCUGAGGUUGUUUGAGCAAGUUUCUUUCUUACUUCUCUUAGGCAUUUGUUGCAAGAUCUUGCGCUGUUACGGAUACACGGCAUCAAACGGAUAA